AUGUCCAAUCUUGCAGAAUGCAGCACGGCUCCGACACCGGUCACUCUGUCAAAAGAAAAUCCGGAACACUCAGAUCCUCUGUUCUCGGAUCCAAAGCUUUACCGCAAGCUAGCCGGAUCCUUACAAUAUCUCUCAAUCACUCGUCCGGAUAUCGUGUUCGCCACCAACCGCAUUUGUCAGCACAUGCAUGCUCCAACCGACCAAAACUUCAAGUCUCUAAAACGCUUGCUCCGGUACAUCAAAGGCACUCUCCAUUAUGGUCUGCCUCUUACGCUCAGCAAUCUCCAGCUAUCGACGUAUACCGAUGCAGAUUGGGCGUCAGACAAUGCCGACCGGAAAUCCAUUUCGGGUUUCUACACAUUCCUAGGAGACAACCAAGUCUCAUGGGAAGUCAAAAAGCAAGCGACGGUAGCCAGAUCCUCCACCGAAGCAGA
Messenger RNA from Dendrobium catenatum, 434 nucleotides. RefSeq lists its product as uncharacterized. The record is from RefSeq and is a predicted model, not a curated record. The annotation marks the transcript as partial. The transcript has a single exon. NCBI's taxonomy places the organism in Eukaryota, Viridiplantae, Streptophyta, Magnoliopsida, Asparagales, Orchidaceae.